ACAGAGACAUUGAGGAAAGUGAAAUUGUGACUUGGACGGACGAAGGAUCUAUGUAUAGUGGUUAAUCGACUCGUGAACGACGAUCAAAUCUCACCAGAUUUUACGAAAAUACAUCCAGUGUUCUGUGAGUGUAACUGAAAAAGUGAUACCAGAGAUAGCUAAGGAGAUCGAGCAGAUUUACAUUUGGAGAACAGAAUGGGGAAUGCUAGGUCGCAACCUUGCCGACGGGGCAAACAACUUUAUCUGUUCUACCUUAUCAAUAGAACAUGGGGAAUCGUCGCGGAGCAUAGGAAGGAUCAAGAUCGUUCCUACGAUACCGAUCGCGAAACUGACUUAUCAUCGGGGUGCAGCGGUUGCAAUGGGUGCGAUUACCGACGGGACAGUCUUACCUUCGACAGCGAGUCCGACAUGGCACCAAACGCGGAGGAGGAGCUGCUGGUGGUAAAACCAUGGGGACUACAGCCGGAAAAGGAGCGAUUAAGACCACCUACGUACAACGCAGAGGACUACGCCUUCGCGCUCAGACGAUGGGGAAGACGUCCAUUAGGAAGCAUUCAAGACUCUCAAGGCACACUACCUUCGACGACCAGCUCGAGUUCCGGUUACGCUUCCGGAAGCGGCGAGAUGACCUUGAGACAAUUCACCUCGGUCAGCGAGCUUCUGAACAAGCUUAGAUCCGACCUCAGGCUAGCCUUUCCAAGCUUCGUUCAGGAAUUCUCAUCGCCCCCCGCUGACGGGAUCACCCUGUUGCUGGAGACUCUGCGGGGCGUACAACUGGCUCAAAGUUCACCACCCUCUUCCGGUCACACGGGUCCACGAGUCGGGACCAGAAGAGCGGCGCUGGACGAGCUGGGCUGCGUCGAGUGCCUGGCCGCGUGCGCCGAACGAUGCACCGACGCGCCGAGGCUAUUGGUGCAAGCUCAACCCGGUCUUCUUGCUCUAGCGGUCUGUCUGACCAGUAGCUUGAACCGGUCCCGUGUUCUGGCUCUUCAGCUACUGACCAAGGUCUGCCAGACACCAGGUGGCCACGAAGCAGUGUCAGAAGCGGUCUCCACGUUAAGGCUGAAGUACGGCGAAGGCGGAAGAUUCAGGUUCCUCGCCGGAGCUCUUCUAGCUCCACGAGCAGCGAUCGCGCUGAGAGUCGCGGGAGUUUCUUUUCUGAACGCGUUCCUGAAAUCUGCUCCUCGUACGCAAACCAGGUUAUACAUUCAGGCCGAAGCCUGCGAAGCUGGACUAGAGCCGCAGGUCCUUCAAGAAUGGCUGAAAGAAUUGGACGGCAGAGAGGAGGACGCUCUGAACGAUCUUCUGCACAAGGAGGUCCAGAAAUGGACCCACAACUGCGUCGACGUAGACGUCCUGCAGAGAAGAGUCGUGCGUGCCGAGGAAACCUGUAGAAUUCUCAGCAAAAAGGUAUCGGCUCUGCAGGCCGAACUGCAGCAGCUGCAGGUGGAGAAGCUGAACACUUACAAUCGUGAUGAUCGGGAGAAGGUGACGGUUCUCGGGGCGAAACAAUCCCCGAAAGUGUCCUCGAACGCGGAGGACGAGGGUAUCAGUUCGUCUGAAAGAUCCAGCAGUCCAGAGAACACGAAACACCAAUUGCGUGGUAAUCAUCAAAAGCACAGCUCGUCACCGGACAAUGAUCAAGAGACCACCAUAGAGGAUGUGAUCGAGGAGCUGAGAAUUAUUGUAAAGGACGCGGAGGAGGAAUUCGUUGAUAAAAGUCACGAGGAGAAGCGAGUGGAUCGGGUCACGGAUCAGGAUUCGCCGAAGAUCAAGGUAUACAAAAAUUCCGAUUCUUACUUAUUCGACAGGGUACUGAAGAGGGAUCAGCAAUCGGACGCAAAGAUUCCACAGUCCAACGCGGGCUCGAAUGUCUCUCAGAGUGUAAUAAAAGGUGAACAGGUGACCUACUUUGGUAACGAUCGAGAUUACAGUACGGAUUCCAGUAGCGCCAGGCGUCGUCUGAACACGGACACGCGAAGAAUCUCGAAAUCUUCGGUGGAAGGCAGCGUAAAGAUCGUUAUAAAAGGGCCAGACGUCGAAGACGCGAUUGUCCCGACUAUUCUGUACCCUCAACCGCCGAGAAGAUCGCCGCCAUGUUUGUCCGCGAUCAUGGCGGUGAGGCAUUGCGACUUUCCAGAUCACGAAGAGACGUACAAUUCUCAUGAUGAAGAGAUCGAGGAGGAGACUUUGGGGGAUGGUAGUGAUUCUCUUCUGAGCGCAUCUCGACUCAAGUACAACGGGAAGAAUCCAACCUACGAGGAACAGAUCGGAAACGCCGAUGCUGACCACUUUCAGCAGCAAUCGAGAAAUGAAGCGGAUAACGAGAACGACGGUAAAUUUAAGAAAAGCUUCGACGAUCUUCGACACUUCAGUGAAAGCGAGGUAAAGGACAAGAAGACGGCUAGAAAUUACGAGAGUUCGUGUAGACUCAAGGGCGUGACGGCGAACGAGUCGAAAUCGUGCAACCGUCAAACGGAUGGAUUCGUUCAGAGGCACAACUCGAAGUACAGAAGUGAAGUAGAGAAACGUAAGCUUCUUCGUAGGUCCACGAGCCACGAUUACCUCGAGUCUAGCGCCUCGAGUCCACGGUCAAGAAGAUCCGGGCGAAGCAGGGUGGAGAGUCACAUCAGGAAGUUCGAGAGCCUGAACUCGUUCGACGAGCAUCGCAGUCUGCAGAGUUACGGUAGACCGGGCAGCUCCGAGAAUCUCAGCAAACAGGAACAUCAAUUCUUCGAUGAGAAUUCCAGAACCAGAAUGCGUAGAUCCGAGUCCUUCCAUCAUAUAUCCCACGUUGCCAAAAAAGAACAGUGUUCCUCGCGAGGAGGAAGCGACAGCGGAUUAUUCUAUGUCACGGAUUUCAACUUGGAGCCGUUUGUAACUCGAAGACCCAGAUCCAUCGAAGCUCCAAAGUCACCGAGUUUGUUAACCAAGUCCUUGGAUAGAAUCGACGAGGGUCUGGACUCGAUGGUCGACAUCGUUAUUACAGAAGAGAAGAGUCAAUGGAGUUCGAGCAAGUACCAAACGAAAACAAACAAAUCUCGGGAAGACAGGCAGCUGGUUAGAUCGAAGUCCAGUAGAGUAGAGGACUCGAACAGCUGUUAUGAGCUGGAAACGAAUGGUAGAAAAGAAGAGUCGAGGAAUAAACACUUGAAAAACGAUGAAUUUUAUGCUAUUAAUGUGAACAAUAAGCAGCUAAGAAGCGACGAAUUGUACGACGAGCAGAGGAAUCGUGAAUGGAACUGUCAAAAUGAAUUGAAUUCGGCUAGAAAGAAUGGAGAGUUCGACUUCGAUUGUACUCCCGUGAUACUUAUGAAAAACGGAGUGAGGCACAACUCGUUCAGCCAACACGAAAACAUUGGCAGUAAAUUCUCGAAUAGAUCGAAAGAUUCAGGAAUUUUCGCUGGCCGAACUUACGACACGUUCGGUCUCGGAAAACAUCGUUUCAAUGCUGGAAAAUAUUCGGGAAAUCAACAGAUCAAGGACAGCCCGAUCGGAAGGAGGAACACGACCUCGUCUGCGAUUGGAAAUCACGGAAAGGUCACAGACGUUGUGUCGGGGCUUUAUUGA
This is a messenger RNA of Dufourea novaeangliae, 3570 nucleotides long. RefSeq lists its product as uncharacterized. Gene Ontology annotation, biological process: cortical actin cytoskeleton organization; cell migration; regulation of cell shape. The transcript is spliced from 7 exons. Lineage: Eukaryota; Metazoa; Arthropoda; Insecta; Hymenoptera; Halictidae. Gene Ontology annotation, molecular function: actin filament binding; small GTPase binding. The record is from RefSeq and is a predicted model, not a curated record. Gene Ontology annotation, cellular component: cytosol. Bases 196 to 3570 code for a protein of 1124 amino acids.